AUGUGCCAUGAAAAGACCAUGUAUGUUAUAUGGCAACCCAAAGAAAAUUUUCCAAUUAAUCCAUGGAAAAGAUUGUUUUCGUGGGACGAGCGGGAUGGGCGGGAGGCGGCUGCGCUCGGGGCGGGGCCCGACGAAUCUGUCGCGACACUCGCAGUGAACGCGUUGUCCAAAAUGUGGCAAGUUACCCUCUGUUAUGCUGUGUUUAUCGUACCGCUAGUCUCUCCAACUACUGAAUGGUGGGGUGAUCUGCGAGCUCAUCUCAAUCCAAGCAGAACACCAGCAUUCUAUGAUGUUACCUAUGAUGAAACAGGUAUAGCUUAUAUCCUGUUUUCCUUUUUUUCACUAAAAAUUGCAAAAUUUCACCUCUACUUCGACUUUAACAUUUUAAGACUUUAUAUGUUAGAUCCUCUCAUUGUUUCGAUAAUUCACUAGGU
Messenger RNA from Strongylus vulgaris, 434 nucleotides. NCBI's taxonomy places the organism in Eukaryota, Metazoa, Nematoda, Chromadorea, Rhabditida, Strongylidae. The record is from the annotation of a GenBank genome assembly.